GCCUUUUUCCUUGUCCCAUCAUUUGGCGUUAGGCCUCCCUCAAGAUUCAAGCUUCACGUCGCUCACGUCCAUUCAUGCAGGCAUACAACAGGAUACCAGCGCCACCACUCGCCGGACCGUCCAAGCGCUAUCCUCUCAACGUCGUCAACAACUACGUUACCGGCCCGCCAGCUUCACCACCAAAACCCGCUGAGAAACAAAAACAGCCAGCAUCACCUCCUUUGCCUCGCCAGAACAGUAAAACUGCGCCGCCAUCACCACCAAAGGUCAUUUCCGACAGCAAGAACAAUAGGAUAUAUCACCGAUUGGACUUUUUGGGAGAGGGUGGAUUUGCUCGAGUAUACGAAGUGAAAGAUGUUCGAGGAUCCAAAUGGGCAUGCAAGGUAGUCACCAAGAGUUCUCUCAAAACCAAGAAAGCGAAAACCAAGCUGUAUGCCGAAAUCAAAAUCCACAGAUCCCUCGAACAUCCGAACAUUGUCGCGUUUAUAGACUGUUUCGAAGACGACGAAAACGUCUACAUGACUCUUGAACUCUGCCUGGGUGGGUCCCUCAUGGACCUCCUACGCAGACGCAGACGCUUCACUGAGCCUGAAACCCGGUUCUUCAUGGUACAAAUCCUCGGCGCUUGUCAUUACAUGCAUACCCAUCAGGUCAUCCACCGGGACCUCAAACUCGGCAACAUAUUCCUAGACGCCAAUAUGAACAUCAAAGUGGGCGAUUUUGGUCUUGCCGCCCUCAUCGAGAACGAAGGUGAACGUAAGAAGACGAUAUGUGGAACACCGAACUAUAUCGCACCAGAGGUCCUGUUCGACACCGCGAAUGGUCAUAGCUUCGAAGUCGACACAUGGUCUACAGGCGUCAUCCUGUACACUCUUGUCGUGGGACGUCCCCCUUUCCAGACAAAGGAAGUGAAAGGAAUUUACAACCGCAUCAAAGAGAAUGACUACGAUUUCCCUCCGGAACGUCCAGUGUCAUCCGAGGCCAGAGACCUUAUCACAAGCAUCCUCGCGCCUGACCCACAGCUUCGCCCAACCGUCCACGAAAUCGUCGCUCACCCCUUCUUCAGCGAGGGUACUUUCCCGCCUUAUAUCCCCAUCUCUGCAAACGAGACCAUCCCUACCUUCCAGCAUAUCAAUCGUGCGUCAAGUGAUGCCAACUAUAGGCGUGUCAAGCGCAGGGCUCUUUUAGAUGAUGACCAAGUGACGUCCAUCGCUCUUCCUAAAUCGCAGGUCUCCACGACCUCCUCUGGCGCAAUGAAGAGCGUUACUACGAGCAUCGCUCAGCAGGAAAAAGAAUUCCAAAAAGCUGUUCAGCCCGGCUCCCCCAUUUCUGCCUUGCUAAGUUCUGCAAGGCAGCCGCUCUUGAUGACUACUGCUGCCGGCAACGGUGCGAAGGAGUCGCCCUUGAUGAGAAAGCUGCAAGCAGCCUCAAAACAAGCUUCGCCUCUUGGACCCCAUAAAGGACGAGGUGUCGUUGGUGGUGCAGCUGGCAGAGGUUUGCAGGGUAUUAGAGAGGAGGACGAUGAGCAACUGCAGCGGGACAAGGCAAAGAGGAAGGAGGUCGAGGCCAUGAAAACCCGGAUUGUGGUUCAAAUGGCUGAGCCCAAGGAGGAAGACACCGAGGACGAGAGGGAGAAUAUGCCACCUGUCAAGAAUGAGGUGCGGAAGCGCAAGGACGCGGAUGUCAGAGAGGACAGACUACAACGAGACGGAGAAGUAAAACUGACUGGGCAAGAGCUAAAAACUAGGCUCACUGGCUUUGAUGGUGCUGCCCAUGUUCUCUCGCUUGCUUUUGAUGCAAAGGAACGAGGGAAAUUAUUUCGUGACCCUAGAGAAGAUCCACAGCUUCCUCUUCCUGAGGAACGUGUGUUCAUCGUUUCCUGGGUAGAUUACUGCAACAAGUAUGGCAUGGGCUAUGCUCUAACCGAUGGUAGCGUCGGCGUUCAUUUCAAUGACACAACAAGCCUUGUCCUGAGUGCUGACAAACGGCACUUUGACUACUUGGCCGCAAGAAAGCAGGGGGUCAUCUUUGUGAAAAAGUCAUACACUGUUGACGAUUAUCCAGACGACUUGAAGAACAAGGUAUAUCUGCUCAAACAUUUCGAGCGGUAUAUCAUGGAACGUCUAUAUGGGGAGUAUGAGUACACGUUUGAGGACGUGGACAAGACGAAGGGCAUGGACUGGGUGCAGAAGUACCUGAGGAUGAAACAUGUCAUCGUCUUCAAGAUGAGUCACGAUGUAUUACAAUUCAACUUUUACGACCACUCGAAGAUCAUUCUAUCUUCGCACGGACUACUGGUGACGCAUAUCGAUAAACACUAUAAGAUGACGCGCUGGACGUUGAGCGAUAUCAUGGCUACCGCGUUGAAGUCGGAGGCUGGCGAUAUCGACGAGGCGGAAGCAAAGUUCAACGGGAAGCUAGUCGACAAGUUGAGGUAUUGCCGAGAGGUGCUGGUCAACAUCAAGACGGCGAGUGGCGUGGAUGAGGGUGUGAAGGAGACCCUGAUGAAGAGAACAUCUAAGAUUUCGUUGCGGUGAGGAGAAAUUGCCCAUGACGAUGCUAGGUCGUCAAAAUCAACUCGGAAUGGAAGUUGCACUUUUGUUUUUUUGCUAUUUUUGACACACAGGUGUAUGCAUACCCUUCGGACAACGAAUGUCUACAUUUUUCUCAUGAUAACGCCUCAGAUGCAUUUACUUACGGAGUAGCAUACACAGUAUAUUUAUGAAGGCUUGAAGUAGUUCAGGCCUUGACAACGCUUGUAUAUCCAUCGAAGACAUAACAUAAUAAAUGACCUUUACAGAACUUGCACC
Guyanagaster necrorhizus is the source of this 2810-nucleotide messenger RNA. RefSeq names its product Pkinase-domain-containing protein. The coding region runs from base 75 to 2537 and encodes 820 amino acids. Gene Ontology annotation, molecular function: ATP binding; protein binding; protein serine/threonine kinase activity. Gene Ontology annotation, biological process: mitotic spindle organization; protein phosphorylation. The transcript is spliced from 7 exons. Lineage: Eukaryota; Fungi; Basidiomycota; Agaricomycetes; Agaricales; Physalacriaceae. The record is from RefSeq and is a predicted model, not a curated record. Gene Ontology annotation, cellular component: spindle pole body; nucleus; kinetochore.